UCUGCUCUAUAAUUCCGUUUUCACUUUACUGAGUCUUAAACCCACUGCCGCACUUCUUUUAAAGAACCCAAUCUUUGUUCUUGCCACAAAGAAGUAGCAGCAGCGGCAAUGGCAGAGGCUCCAGACUUAUUUGUUGUUGAUCAUCCUGUACCGGGUACACCCGGUAUCCGGGAAGUGAGGACUGAAAUGGGAUCCGAUAUUGUUGGGUCGGGAGGCAGUAAUCCAGGUUCCGGGAUUAGGAGGGUAAGCAUGAGAGCUGAGAUUGAUACCUCGCCGCCAUUCGGCUCCGUCAAAGAAGCUGUGACCCGAUUUGGUGGUAGCGGGUCUUGGAUGCCCUACAAGCAGGACAUAGAGCAAAUAGACAUAAAGAAAGUGGAGGAGCAAGCAGCAGAGUUAGAGAAAGAUCUCAUUGUCAAAGAACUUGAAACCCUCGAUGUUCUUGAAGAGCUUGGAACUACAAAAAAGAUUGUGGAAGAGUUCAAGCGUCAACUGCAAAACGAAGCAUUGAUCAGAUGCAUGGCCAGUCCUAAUUACGCUCCCAUUUCCAGUCCUAAUUAUGGAAACAACCCUUCAUCUUCUCCUGAUUUGAUUCUAAUGGAUCUCAAGCAAGCCAAAUUGAACCUCGGUAAAACUAUAACCGAUCUUGGUGUGAUCCAAACUUCUGUUGAAUCUUUGAAUAACAAAAUGAAGAAGGAGAAAUUGUUGCUUGAGAAAACCUGUCAGAGUCUUACUUCCAAGUUUGCAGGGGCAGAGUCUUUCGACGAAGCCAAUGUCGGCGUAAAAACAGCUCAAUUGAGGCUGAUCGCUGCCCGGAAGAUGGAGGAAGCGGCCAAGGCAGCAGAAGCAGUUGCUAUUGCAGAAAUCAAUGCUUUAUCGGGCAACGACUAUGGCAAGUUUUCUGGGUUUGUCCUGCCAGAGCCAAAAACAGAGCAACCCAAGAACAGAGUCUUACAUACUAGGCCACAGAGAAGUGACAGUAAUAUGACUAAAGUUGCCAUUCUAAAGAAGAUGAAGGAAGCAACAGAAGAAGUAAACAACAGCAAACAAGCCCUUCAAGAUGCUCUACAGAAAGUAGAAACUUCAAACCGAAAACAAUUCGCGGCGGAAGAGGCUCUGCGAAAUUGGAUUCCUCAGCAUGAUUAUGACACAAGGUUCAGCAAUUUCAACCCACCAAACUACCAUCAGGACUUGUACAGUGAGCCUGUCAAUUAUGUCAUCGAUUCUUCAGAGAAUCAUGUUAAUGAUGAUUCGAAGCCGGUUUUGAGAACAACGGUGUCAAUGCGGGAUGUGCUGAGGAAGAAGCAAGUACUUGCUGAAGAAUAUGUACAAGAAGGAGCUCCUCCUGAGAGACAGAGAGUAGCUUUGAGUCAAAUGCUUCAGGAACUGAAAGAAGAUCUCACAUUUCACCCAAAACCAGAGAAAGAUAUUGGAGUUGAUGUUAAUACAAAGCAAUUCUUUGGACAAAGGAGAAAGUUUGGGUUCAUCCACAUUUCUCUUCCAGUAUUGGCAAAACAGAGUAGAAAGAAAAUGCAUGAUUGAAGGGAAAGAUUUAAGGUUGGUUGAUUGAUUGAUAGUUUGCAGAAUAAUUGGUGUUCUUUGAUUUAUGCUUGAUUUAUUAUGCUGUUUUCAUGUGUAUUCGAUAUUGUUUUAUCAUUCAUUUGUUUGUUUAAGAAUUGUACAAUUAUCUAUUGUACUUUUUCUCUGCCUUGCAUUGCAGUAAUGGAAUUUGUUUUUUCUGUUGUUCCA
Messenger RNA from Tripterygium wilfordii, 1746 nucleotides. RefSeq names its product WEB family protein At2g40480. The transcript is spliced from 2 exons. NCBI's taxonomy places the organism in Eukaryota, Viridiplantae, Streptophyta, Magnoliopsida, Celastrales, Celastraceae. The record is from RefSeq and is a predicted model, not a curated record. The coding region runs from base 109 to 1539 and encodes 476 amino acids.